UCUUCUUCCUGAUCUCAAACACAGGUAGCUCCACGCUGAGCACAUGUUUCCUUGUUCCCUCCAACUCACAGAAGUCUGAAGGAAGGAAACAAAAGAUUCAAAGUUCAGUUUUGAGUCUGAGCAGACAGACUUCAUAUUUCUGUUCAGAGAAACUCUCAACCAGUCACUGCCAGGAGGUGAAAUGGCGCAGAAAAGAGUCAAGCUGGACUGGGAAAGCUUCUCUUGUUCGAUCUGUCUGGAUCUACUGAAGGAUCCGGUGACUACUCCAUGUGGACACAGCUACUGUAUGAACUGUAUUAAAGCACACUGGGAUGGAGAGGAUGGGAAGCAGAUCUACAGCUGUCCUCAGUGUAGGGAGACUUUCCCACUGAGGCCUGUCCUGAUGAAAAACACCAUGUUGGCAAAUUUAGUGGAGGAAAUGAUGAAGACUGAAGAACUCCAAGCUUCUCCUGCUGAUCACUGCUAUGCUGGAGCUGAAGAUGUGGCCUGUGAUGUCUGCACUGGGAGAAAACUGAAAGCCCUCAAGUCCUGUCUGGUGUGUCUGGUCUCUUACUGUGAUCAACACCUCCAGCCCCAUUAUGAAUUACCUAUAUUUAAGAAACACAACCUGGUGGAGCCCUCCAAGAAUCUCCAGGAGAACCUCUGCUCUCUUCAUGAUGAGGUGAUGAAGAUUUUCUGCCGUACUGAUCAGCAGUGUAUCUGUUCUCUAUGCUCUGUGGAUGAACAUAAAGGCCACGACACAGUCUCAGCUGCAUCAGAAAGGAUUGAGAAGCAGAAAGAGCUCGAGGGGAGUCAACAAAACAUCCAGCAGAGAAUCCAGGACAGAGAGAAAGAUGUGAAGCUGCUUCAACAGGAGGUGGAGGCCAUCAAUCACUCUGCUGAUAAAGUAGUGGAGGACAGUAAGAAGAUCAUCACUGAGCUGAUCCGUCUCAUGGAGAAAAGAAGCUCUGAUGUGGAGCAGCAGGUCAGAUUCCACCAGGAAAGUGAAGUGAGUCGAGUCAAAGAGCUUCAGGAGAAGCUGGAGCAGGAGAUCACUGAGCUGAAGAGGGAAGACGCUGAGAUGAAGAAGCUCUCACACACAGAGGAUCACAUCCAGUUUCUACACAACUACUCCUCACUGUCACCACUCAGUGAAUCUACAUCCAGCAUCAAUAUCCGUCCUCUGAGCUACUUUGAGGAUGUGACAGCGGCUGUGUCAGAGGUCAGAGAUAAACUACAGGACCUUCUGACAGAGACAUGGGCUAACAUCUCCCAGGCUGUGACUGAAGUGGAUGUUUUACUGUCACAACCAAAGCCCAAGACCAGAGCUGACUUCCUUAAAUAUUCACGUGAAAUCACACUGGAUCCAAAUACAGCACACACACAGCUGAUAUUAUCUGAGGGGAACAGGAAAGCUACAUUAGUGGGGCAACAACAGCGCUAUUCUAGUCACCCAGACAGAUUCACUAAAGAGUUUCAGGUCCUGAGUAGAGAGAGUCUGGCUGGACGUUGUUACUGGGAGGUGGAGUGGAGAGGCGAAGUCAUUUAUGUAGCAGUCUCAUACAAGAAUGUCACCAGAGCAGGCAGCUCGAAUGCAUGUAGAUUUGGAUGGAAUGAAAAAUCUUUGGCAUUAAGAUGUGACAAUAACAGUUAUAAGUUUUUGUACAACAAAGUCAAAACUCAUGUCCCAGGUCCUGUAUCCUCCAGAGUAGGAGUGUACCUGGAUCACAGGGCAGGUACUCUGUCCUUCUACAGAGUCUCUGACACCAUGACUCUCCUCCACAGAGUCCAGACCACAUUCACUCAGCCUCUCUACGCUGGACUGUUGCUUCACUCUUCUUCUUUUGGAGACACAGCUGAGUUGUGUAAAUUCAAAUAGACAGAAGUCAUUAAAGGGUAAGAUUCUUUUUUAACUCUUAAACUUAUUUUGUCCCCAUGUUUGUUGCUGAGAGCUGAUUGUGGUGGCAUUUCUUCACUGCACAGAGAUCAGCUGUCAAUCAAACAUUAUGGGAUGUACUUUGACCUCUUCAUAUCAGUUGUGUUGUGUAAAUGUUUGAGUUUCUUUAGGUGACUCUCCUUCCUGUGUCUGUUUAGCCAUGGAGGCUAUCACUGAUGCUCAUGAUGAUGUUAGUUGAUCUGAAGUGAAAAUGUAAGCUUCUCUGUUAUCUAAAUGUUUGAUGAAUAUUUUAAUUUAUUUUAUUUGUAGGUUGUUGUUGUUUCUCUUCUACUGCAUGAGUCUGAAGAGAGAAAGCACCAGACCUUAUUUAGCAUAGAUUUGUGUAGAUUUUAAAGAAACCUGUAAUCACAUUUGCAUUUUUUUUUUUUUUUUGGCAGACCGAAUGUUAUUGUUAUAUAAUAAAAUAAAAUAAUCAAUGAGUGAGAUGAGAUUCAAACAAGGUUUGUGUGGAUGAAGUGAAUCUGUUAACAUUGAACAGACGUUACUGAUGGGAUGUGUGAACAAACUGAAGGUUUACAUGAUGAAUAAACUAACAUGAACAAAGUA
This is a messenger RNA of Perca flavescens (yellow perch), 2482 nucleotides long. Its product is annotated as tripartite motif-containing protein 16-like. Lineage: Eukaryota; Metazoa; Chordata; Actinopteri; Perciformes; Percidae. The transcript has a single exon. Gene Ontology annotation, molecular function: protein binding; zinc ion binding. The record is from RefSeq and is a predicted model, not a curated record. Bases 182 to 1858 code for a protein of 558 amino acids.